Molecule: messenger RNA, 609 nt
Organism: Wallemia mellicola CBS 633.66
Lineage: Eukaryota; Fungi; Basidiomycota; Wallemiomycetes; Wallemiales; Wallemiaceae
Exons: 1
Coding region: 1-609 (202 amino acids)
Source: RefSeq, a predicted model, not a curated record
AUGACUAUGUUAUUUUCAAUGGCAAUCCUGCUAAUAAGUUUGCAUUUAGCGCGAAGAUACAAUUUCUCUUAUCUAUUCUUUACCGAAGAGAAUUCGGGCAGUUUGAUCGUGCAAGAUGUUAAAUACUCUGAAGUAUCGUCAGAUGGUAGAGUAGAUGCAGGUCCUACUUGUGACGAUUUUGCGAACGCCAAAACACCCACAAUUUGGGGUUACGUUUCUAAGUACUCCACUGCAAUUAGAGCCAUUGCUGCGACUUGGAUAAUAGUAAAUAACAUCAAGGACUUGAUGUCAACUCCUAUUGGUGCCAGAGAAGAAUGCAAUACUAGAAAAAUCAAAAACCAAGAACAGGCCUAUUGGUAUAUAUUAAAUGGAAAUUGUACAGCUAUGGCUGCCCGGAAUACCCUGAAUAGCAAAAUAAAUGAUACACUGUUUGCAUUCAGUAAUAGACGUCCAGCGAUAGGAUGUAUUAAAAUGAUUUCCGGUGAUUAUUGGGGGUACGUUACUAUACCUCCUGAUGAUACAAACGAGGAAUUUGACAAAGCCAUCAAACACUGUGAAAAUAACGGAUACGUUAUCAGAGCAACAAGGCGAGACUAUGAUGAGUUAUAG